Annulohypoxylon truncatum is the source of this 2669-nucleotide messenger RNA. RefSeq lists its product as uncharacterized. The coding region runs from base 561 to 2066 and encodes 501 amino acids. Lineage: Eukaryota; Fungi; Ascomycota; Sordariomycetes; Xylariales; Hypoxylaceae. The transcript is spliced from 9 exons. The record is from RefSeq and is a predicted model, not a curated record.
UACGAACUCCACACGCACUGCACUCUUCGGAAUCGAGCCCUUUCUCUAUUGGGGAAUGCGCACCUAACACGUCACCCCACAGUCGUUGGGCUCUAGACUCACGUUAUAUGAGAUAUUGCAGCAGAAGAGAUCUCCAUUGACGGAGCAGAUUCUCACCACCUCUAAUUCUAAUAGGUACAAUAAUAACUCCUCCUCAUCCCUUUGCUACUGAGUUCAUUCUCAUUCUUCCCCUCCCCCCACACGCACGGCCAACUGGCUAGCCACUUGCGGAGACGACGAUCAUCUCAGCGCUUAUCAGCUACUGAGCGAGAACCAUAAUACUAAACGGCAUAACGCCCCAUAUUACGCCGCCAUCUCGACAUUUAUAUCAGCCAGGUUCCCUACACCUCUCAGUGAUAUCACUCAUUAGUAGUGCAUAGCCUUGGUGUGUAACAAGACAUCGUCCCAUGGUGGGCUGUGGAGGAGCGGUUUUUUAAAAAGGGUUUUCUUUUUUUCCUUCCGAAGUGAGAUAAGGGAUCUUAACUACUCGCCAUCAUGAGACCAUAAGUGCCCCAAACACCAUGGACCCUAUUCUACGCCGUACCCGAACACCUACCGCCAGGUUGGCGGCCCAGCAGAUCAGCCCUCAACUACUCAAUGGCUGUUUUCACGAGGCUGACCGUGCCGACUUGGUCGGUUUCAACCUCCAAGGCUUACGAAAUGCUCUCCAUGAGAAGUUCCAUCCUCACCUGAACGGGAUUAUCGAGGAAAUCUAUAACACGAGCCGACUUCUUCGAGACCUUGCAGAACAGGCGCAGAUACACCUCUCUCAGCUGCCCGCCGUUUUUGAUUACCUCAACGUCAUCCUGCCAUGCCUCUGCAAGACGCUACGGGAUAUCAAUACGUUCUAUGAGGAUAAGUCAAUGAACAAGGAACACCGUUGGAGAGCGAUGUACCAUAAGUUGAGCAACGAACUCCCCGGUACGACUUUGCCGGCUAGGUUUAUCAUGUACAACCAAUUCCUGAGACUGCUCCAAGAUCUUAUGACGAGGUCCCCGAACUUUGACUUGAAUGCAAUGGAGUCUCUGCGAAUCCGCAUCCUUCAAUUACGUGAAGUCAGAAAGAUCCCCCCUCCGAAUCCCAUUAGAACCGAUCUCAUAAGACGAGACGAAGCUUUGGACUUCUGGAACCGGGAGACUAAUUCACAUUGGGCCGAGGCAAUCUUUACGCAACCACUGCCGUCCCGGAGGGAGUUCAAGGUUCAAGGACGCUCAGAUGCAUACGGUCCUCUGCGGAAGCUUGGCCAUCUCCCGCCGCUCUCGCGAGAUGUCAAGAUACUAGUCAAAAGAUCGUUUGAUAGUGACCGCAUCUCGGUUAUCUUCUUCCUGCAACUGAGAAACCAGGCACCGUCUCUAUUAAUCCGCUCGAAAGUUGCCAGUCAAAACUGGGUAUCGGUCCUCGGCGUCCACGAACUUUCUAUUCGGCGAGAGGGCGAAACCGUCUUGCACCUGUCCACGUGGAACACGGCGGAACAGCGGAUCGUACCCUGGGCAGACCUGUCCUUCUUGACCUGGGAAGAAAUGGUGCUGUUCUACUGCACAUUUCUGUGCUUGAGGGUUCGCAGCCAGCUCACGCUCAAAGUGAGCCCUGCCGAGUUCCACCUCCGCAAGGAAAAACGCCUAUUCCAAGCCCAAAUCAUCGAUGACGGAUAUCAGCACGUUCUUAUGGUGUUCGAGGAUACUGUCACCGGUGGUUGUCGGCUCCACGCGGCCGUCUGGGAAGGCAAAAUGCGAGCAUGUCCCGUCUGGACGGCAUUCAUUCCCCCGAAUGUGUCUUCGUCCUGGCUCCUCCGCAAGUCCAAGCGGUGCAUCUGGCUGCGCGACAUCCAGCCGUACGUGUUCUGCGAGACGUAUCGGCCAAUAAACCAGCGCAGAGGCAAGUUCAGCGCGUACGAGCUACGCUUCGCGCACAAGGAAGCCGCCACGCGAUUUCAGGAGCUGUUCUCCUCGUCGCCCGAGACAUCGGCCGCGUCUAUCCCCGACUCGCCCUUGGAUAACGAUGUUACUACGACUGAAGGUAGUCAGUAGACUGGUCAGAGAACAGCCAGCGAGGAUAGACAAAGAGCAUGGUUCUCUUGAGACGAUAGCCAAACAAUAACAACCUUAUGGACUGCCCUUGAAAGCGCAGGGACGGGAAUCUAUGUCGAAAAGGAGACGACCGCCCAACAACCCCACUAAAAUACCUGGUGUCGAUUUGAAUAUUAACUAUCCUUCACAUUGUAUCUACGCUUACUCAGCCCACCCUCCCUCAAAAAGUUGCCAUUUCCGCUUCUUUGCUUCUUCGAAUGUCCCAUAUUUGCGACACCGAGCAAUAAAAAGGAAAGAAAAAAAUAUUUACCUACUUAACCUGCCAACCCAUUCAUCCCCUACGCUCUUACGAGAACACGACAUCAGACGGCAGAAACGCAUCUACGGGGAUGAACAGAACCACGAGAUAACGACGCCCACGACGCACGACACUUUUUUUUCAUUUGUGUUAACGACUUUUACGAACGACGAGAUUGACGACUAGCGAUGAAACUAGCAACGACAAUAAUGAGGCGAGAGAGGCAGAUUGAGUGAUGAUACCCCCCUUUUUUCUUAUUUAUUUACGUAGCAUCUAGCGAGUCUUUGAUUUUUAUUUCCUUGUCU